AUGGACGAGGUUACGGCCGUGGACUCGUCCGUGGCGAGCCGCGCAGUACGUUGCUGCACUCCUAGAAUUAUUGUGGUGUCCAAACUGAUGGCCAAGCGAUGCGCAGCUCGGCGGAAGCGCGGCGGCGGCCGAUGCCGUUCACCAGGGCAACCAGGCGCCAAGGUUACCGCUGCCGAGGCACCUGCUGAGCGCGUGGCUUCAUCCGUAGGGCCGCAGCACAUCGCGCAUCUAGCGUUGGCGGCGCUGCCGCUCUGCUCGGCUUCACCGUACUUCCGUGUCUUUUCGUCCGUGUGGUCGCUCUUGGCGCAGUUGGCGAUCGCUGUGUGGCCCCUGGUCGUGUGCGCGCAGCUGCACCCAGCUCCCUGCUCAAGGCCAGGAACAUGCCAAGUAAAGAAUAAAAGUAAUCGUCGUCAUCGCGCCCAGCGCCAACAGGAGCAGUCGCAACGGGACACCGGCAAGGAUGUCCUCAAAGGGCAGCACUCCGGCGAUCACAGCACCUGCGUCCCCACCGGCCGCGUCUGUCUGUCGCACGUGCUCCAAGGCGCGGCUCUGGCGCACACCGUGGCGGUGGUCUGUGUGGCGCUGAUGUGCGGCGGCGGCAUGGAAGGAGGUGCGAGCUCGGUUUGCCAGCUGGCGCGCACAGCCAUACACUGGCAGUCGCUGUUUUUGCUGCUGCUGCUGCUGCUGGGCAUCGUAUUGGUGUCGCUGGGGCCUUCCAGAGCCGGUCCCCUGUUAGUCCUGGCUGCGGCAGUGGGCGGCAGCGUCGCGGCAAUGCUUCCGUCGGUGGUCCGCAGAGUGGCGCUGCAAGGUGUCGAACACUCCCGUGCGCUAGCGGUGCAGCUGUUCGGCCGAGGACGCUCCCACAGCGCCCUGCCGGCACCUCCAUCCGCAUGCGGCGACGGUUCCUGUACGAGCGAGGGCGGGCCACCGCUUCUGCCGCUUCCUGUAGCUCUGGCUAACAACGCCAAAGCUAGUAGGGCUCGCCAGGAGCCGUGUACCCGCACCGCUGUGCACCACACCGUGAAGAACCCCACCAGCUUAGGGGGCCCGGCAGCGGCUGGUUGCGGCGCGUUACCAGCAGCCGCCAGAGCGGAAUAUGCGUCUACAGGGCCGGCCGAAGAGCGGCCGACGGCUCGCUGUGCCGGCAGCUACAAUGGCGUGUUACCGAUGGGCCAGGACAGCGACUUCUCAAUGGCCUGGGUCCGUACGGUGUCGGACAUGACGCAGGAGAGCUGGUUACCCGCGUGUAGCUUUCCAAUGGCAGGCUUGUCAGACUUUUCAGACGUAAGAGGUGGCAGCUGCUCGACAGGCCGUAGUGGCAGCCGCAACCCCAAUGAACCUUUCAGCGCUCCGGCGCCAGCCGAGAUCGCAGCUUACGGAAAAGCUGCGGCUGCAGAGGAUAUCGGGGCGGCCGCCGAAUGGCGUGCUGCAGGUCCUGUAGUUGCUGUGCCCCCUGCUGCUGUGGUGGUGGCGGCGGGCAGUACUGCAACUCCGGUGCUGUACACACGCCGGCAACACCGCGGUUUCGGACUGGAGAGACACACGGGCCGGGAGGGCGCUGCAGCGGUGUUGUCUGGCCGAGGGUUUCAGGACGCGGUCCCCGGACCGGGCUCAAGAGCCGUCGCAGUGGGGACAAACACGCCGAAGCGCGACCGGGGAGGAGGUGACAAGGUAUAUCACACAUGGGGGAUUGCCGCUGGCGCCGCUGGGCCACUACGGCGGCUUGACGUAUCUACAAGCGUUGGUGCUAAUGCUACCGGUGCGAAGGCGGGCAACGCCACAUCCGCGCGAUUCCUUUUCGUGCUGUACGAAUCGCGCAUGCAGCAUAUCACCGUAGCAUUCAAGGUGGAAACCCCUGUUGGAAUGUCGUACGAUCGUGCUGCUGCCAUUCUGGCCACCUCGGUGGCCACGGGAAUAGAGGACGCACUGAACACGAGCACGUCACUUCGGUUCACGGCUGCAUCGGGGAGGCCGUCCUCGGAGGCGCUCACCCACGCGCCCCACAUGCCCAUGCGGUCUGCUUCGCGAUCUUCCGGCGCUGGUGGCAGCGGUGGUGCGGUGCGCAGCGGCCGCGGUGUCAAGGCCAGGGCCUCCGAGCUCGGUGGCAGCGGUUCUGUUUUGCGCCUUGGAAGCCCAGCCGCUGGUCAGGGACCCUCGGAUCGGUGGUUGAUCCACACAAGGCUGGUCCAUUGCCUGAGGGGCUGUGUGGAGGUGAUCGUGAAGCUGCAGCGGGGUGCCGCCGCACAGCCGGGUAGCUCCUCUGUUUCUGCCCCUUCAGCCUUCACCACCGCAGCCGCCAUGGCCACCAGCCCUUGUGCGGUCUGGCCGGUAGUCCUGCGGGCGGGACAGCCGCUGCUGGUGCUCCUGGAGAGCCCCGUGGUGGAAUUACCAGCCGAUGCUGCGGCUGCUGCCCAGUCCGCCGACGAGGCUACAGUGGAUAUGGAAAAGAGCUGGGGUGGUUCCUCUGCAAGUACCGUCCGCCCGGGGUUCAGCGACGCAGGGACAUGCCGCGAGGGCAGCCAGGCCGGCAAGAAUAGGGUUGGGGCCACAUCGCAGUUGUACCUGUACUUGGAUGACGACUGCGACGACUACAGGGCCGGUGGGGCGGUGGGUGAUGGCGACAUGGAGGCCUCCGUGGAUGUUCGAGUGGUGGUGAAGCAGCACGGUGUGGUGGUGGCAGAGGUGGAGCGACUGAGCGUGGGGCGUAGCAGGGGGGCCAGUGUCAGCCUGGACCUAUCAGGGCUGGCGGAGGGAAGUGCGACAGUGCUGGUGCUGCCGUCCAGGUCGCCCACAAGAGGGGUAGAGAGUCCGGACACGCAACCCAGCCCGGCAGCCCUGCUCUGCAUCCCAAUUGCGGUGGUUCCACCGGUGGUGGCGGAGGAGUUGUGCGGCUUACUGAAUAAGAUGGAGCAGGAAACCGCAUCUGCCGCCGCCACCGGCCCUCGCCGCACUACCGACCCACGGGUCAUUCGCGCCCGCGCAUUCACGUACCAUUUCUCUGUAUUGGUAUCAGACAUCGUGUUCCUGCUGCUGGGCUGCAAGAGGCUGGUAGAGGAAGCGGAAGUGGGGGCGGCACGGCGCCAAGCGGAGUACGCCGCUUAUGAUCAAGAGGCUACAACCAUCGAGGUUUCGGAGCUUCAGCUCCUUGGUGCAGACUUGUUGUCGUACCUGAAACGCUUAGGCCUCCAGGCCACGCUUCGCGGUGUACUGAAAGGCUUAAUGGAUGCGGGCGGUGGGCUGCUGUUUGACGGCCUGGACGACCUGUUGCGAGCUCCGGAGCCCGGCGAGGACACGGAGCUGAAGGCGGAGGGGGAGGCGGGCCAGCGAAGCGGCGACUCGGCGGUGCAGGCAGCAGCAGCGACUGAGGCAGAGGGUCUCUGUACCUCGAGGAAUCCUGGAGCUCGGCGACUCGCAGCGGCUGUGCGGGCGACCUUCCUAGGCUUCAGCGAACAAGGGCUGGAGGACGCUUGCACCGAUUUCCGCUCCCGGCACGCCCAGCCGUGGGACCUGACUGCCGGGCUGUUCAACAUGCUGCUGGUAGUAGCGACCACAGCAGCGCUGCUGGUGAACGUGGCCGGAGGAGGGCCCCACAGUUUCUGGGGUGAUGCCCGGUGCUUUAAUGUGGUCUUUCUCCGGCACUUUCGGUCUCUACCCAGCUGGGUGCCUGUGCUAUUGGCGUUGGUGGUGGGCUGCAUGCUGACCCCGCUGCUGCUCUUUGCGGCUGUGGUGAUGGCGGCGGUGGGAAAGGAGGGCGCCCACAUAUUCAGGUGGCGGGAGCAGUGCCUUCGGGUCAGUCACGUUGCAUGCCUGCUGGCGCUGUACUUGUACGGCAACUGGUACCGGAACUUGGACGAGCAGCUGCUCAGGACGAGCCGCGCACUGGCAUCACUGGUGGUAGUGAUCCAGCCGGUAUCAUACAGUGUCCACUUCCGUGCCAUCGCGUGGUGCUGGCUGGUGGAUGCGGCACUGCUGGCGCUGAUGUUCCGCGAUGCUGUCAUCGGCGGUACUGACGAUGGCGGCGUUGGUGGUGACUACUCGCUCAGCGCAGCGCCUCCUCACUGCGCCAGUGGCGGCACCAGCUGGGUUGGCCCCUGCUCUUGUUGGGCUGCUUGGGGUCCCGCUGCCCAUGCUACGGGGUCCCGCAUCCUGGCGUCCAUGGUGCUGGUGAUGGCCAGGGACGUCGGCUGGAGAAUUUCAUUCCUGGCAAGCGGACCGCUGAAAGGCUGA
Messenger RNA from Volvox carteri f. nagariensis, 4227 nucleotides. RefSeq lists its product as uncharacterized. Lineage: Eukaryota; Viridiplantae; Chlorophyta; Chlorophyceae; Chlamydomonadales; Volvocaceae. The record is from RefSeq and is a predicted model, not a curated record. The transcript has 10 exons. The coding region runs from base 1 to 4227 and encodes 1408 amino acids.